Molecule: messenger RNA, 843 nt
Organism: Physella acuta
Lineage: Eukaryota; Metazoa; Mollusca; Gastropoda; Physidae
Product: tumor necrosis factor ligand superfamily member 6-like
Biological process (GO): immune response
Cellular component (GO): membrane
Molecular function (GO): tumor necrosis factor receptor binding
Source: RefSeq, a predicted model, not a curated record
UUUUUUCUUCCUACCAGAGACGGAAAUGUCUUGUCUAGAAACGAGCUUUGAAAAGAUAUCGGUCGGAAUAUCGAGUUGUGCCUUGGUUUUCGCUGCGAUUUGCCUCAUCUAUGUUGUACAUCAUGAUUAUGAGAUCAAUCCUGAUGAAGAGGAAAAUGUUAGAAGCUGUUCUCUGGUGGGCCCGUCUUUGGCCAGCGCUGUUGUAGAAUGUUUGGAGGGGAAAACAGGAGUUUGUUGUGAGGAAUACUGUAAAGGUCUCUCUCAAGUACUCAACCGGACUCUUUCAGUGAUGGAGCUUAGAGGUUCCCCUGUGGUACCGCUGGAGUACACAAGCCCAUCAGCUCACAUAGCCUACAAUGUAGGAGACAAUGCCAAAGAGCCAGACUUCUCUAACGAGGAUUAUAUCCACCACUAUAUCAAUACAUCCACAAAUCCGUGUGAGUCUAAUCCAUACGGGGUGGAGCUUCAACAGGGGGGAUUAAGGAUAAAUUACACAGGCACAUAUUAUGUGUACAGUUCUAUCACAUUUCAUCCUAGAAGCAGUAAAACUCCAUCUGAGUUUCAGUUUCAGACCUGGCUCCACUACGUUCUACGGCACCGUCACAAUAGCCCGGCAAAUUCUGGCAUCAUCAUGAGAACUGUUCACACACUGUGUCCCACCUGCAAAGGUAACAUGGAGACCGCUUUUAUAGGCGGUGUCUUCAACCUUAGUGCCAAUGACGAGAUCCAGGUAGCCAUGUCUGGUUCUCACCUGUUCGACUGGCACCGACACUCAACCUACCUGGGUCUGUUUUUUCUGGCAUGAACUUGACGCUUGCCACCGCGGCAAAAAAUAAACCAAAU